UGUCGGGCUACCCACAUGUUCGGCGGGGCGGGGGUGGUUGCCAGCGCCACAAACCGGCCGGGCGGCUCUCGCGCUUCCACCGGCCACCUGUUCGCCGCGCCCUCCCCGCGCCGCCCGCGGCACCCUCGCCCCGCGGCCGCGGCGGCGCCCGAGGUGCGCGCGUCGGCUCGGCUCCCUCCCCUCAUUCGUUCGCGACGCGUCGUCUCGCCGGCCGGCUUCCGAUACCCGGGCUCAUUCGCACCGCGUCCGUUCCCCGUAUCGCUCAACGCACCCCACAAGUUCACAAUGACGGAAAGCACGGACACCCCGGCGGCCGCUGCGCCCGAAAAGACCCCGACCGAGAAUGGAACUACUGAGACUCCUCCGGAGGAGACCCCGGAGAAGAAGGAAGCCGAGAAAAAGGAGGAGGAGACCCCGCCGCCCAAGGAGAUGCGCGCCGUCGUCCUCACGGGCUUCGGAGGCCUGAAGACCGUCAAGAUCCUGAAGAAGCCCGAGCCCACAGUUGGCGAGGGCGAGGUCCUCAUUCGCGUCAAAGCCUGUGGCCUCAACUUCCAGGAUCUGAUCGUGCGACAGGGCGCCAUCGACUCACCGCCCAAGACCCCCUUCAUCCUCGGCUUUGAGUGCGCGGGAGAGAUCGAACAGGUCGGCGAGGGUGUCACCAAUUUCAAGGUCGGCGACCAAGUGGUGGCCCUCCCGGAGUACAAAGCCUGGGCAGAGCUGGUAUCAGUGCCCGCGCAGUAUGUGUACGCGCUGCCCGCCGGCAUGACGCCGCUGGACGCAGUCGCCGUCACCACCAACUACGUGGUGGCGUAUCUGUUGCUCUUCGAGAUGGCUAAUCUUGCGCCCGGCAAGAGCCUGCUCGUGCACUCCGCCGGCGGCGGUGUGGGGCAAGCAGUAGCCCAACUGGCGAAGACUGUGGACAACGUGACGGUGUUCGGCGUGUGCUCGAAGACCAAGCACGAGGCCCUAAAGGCCAACAACAACAACAUUGAUCAUCUACUCGAGCGCGGCUGCGACUACACCAGCGAAGUCAGGAAGAUCACCCCAGAUGGCGUGGACAUCGUUCUGGACUGCCUGUGUGGAGAAGAGUGCAACCGCGGAUACUCACUGCUCAAGCCCAUGGGCCGGUACAUCCUCUACGGAUCAUCCAACAUCGUGACCGGCGAGACGAAGAGUUUCUUCAGUGCUGCGCGUGCUUGGUGGCAAGUGGACAAGGUGUCCCCGAUCAAGCUGUUCGACGAGAACAAGAGCCUGGCGGGCCUGAACCUGCGGCACCUGCUGUUCCAGCACGGGCGCGCCGAGUACGUGCGCCGCGCCGUCGACGCCGUGUUCCAGCUGUGGCUCGACGGGAAGGUCAAGCCGCUGGUCGACUCCACCUGGGCGCUGGAGGAUGUCGGCGAGGCCAUGCAAAAGAUGCACGACCGCAAGAACAUCGGCAAGCUCGUGCUGGACCCGUCGCUGGAGCCGAAGCCCAAGCCCGCCACGCCGGCCAAGGAGAAGAAGUCCGGCAAGGACAAGAAGCCCGCCAAGGAGAGCUCCGAGGACAAGAAGGACAAGGACAAGGAGGACAAACCGGCCGAGAACGGAGACAAGAACGGUGAGAAAGAGGACGAGCCGCUCACUAACGGUAACGGCAACAGCGACGAAGAGUCCAAGGACAAGGAGAAGGAGUCGAGCUGAAUUGUCUCCCCCGAGCACAGGACCAGAUAAACCACCGCCAAUUGAUUAUUUUAUAGUUGAAGCUGUUCGUUCGACGCCGCGCCGCCGCGAGCGCGCGCCGUCCGUCUAUACUAUGUUGCCUGAUGUUUAUUAUGUUUCGUCUAUAUGAAUAAGCUUGCAUACGAGAUUGGUCGAUGCCUCAGACGGGAGCAUCAUAAUAGCGUUCGCUGCGACCCCGCGGAGGAUCGACUUAUGUCGUACACGUUCUUACUUAGUGUUAAUCCGUCUAUCAAUACAUUCUUACCUUUUAUUUUUAGUUCCCGAGUAAAUUAUUGUACGGUAACACGAUCGGUAUAGAUACUUCGUAUGCGACAGCGAAAUUUAAAAUAAUUAUAUAUUUUAAUCCUUACUCUCAGAUUAAUUUGGCCUAAGUUAGGAUCGUUUCAAUUUUUCUACGAUUUUUUUUAUAGUUUAACGUUUAAGACUUUAUUUUUAAGAUGAGAUAUUUUAAUCUGCAGUUAUUUUGAAUGGCUAUUAUACCUAUAUGUAAGGUGCAGAGAUGCUUAAUCUUUAUGUAUGUUAAGCUUUAAUAUUUUAUUAGUAAAUGUUUAAAAUGUGGCCCACGAGACCCUCCCGCCCGGGCUCCGCGCGCCGUCGUCUACUCUAUUGAACGAACCAAUGAAAACGUUACGUGUGAUAUUUUUGUAGUAUGCUAGAUAUUUUGCGGUGUCGUUGAGCUGCCUAAACAUGACAUUUUUUUUGAGCUCUGAAUGCAUUUAUUUUAUAUUUUUAUACUUGAAAUUUUGUAAAUCAUUUUCUAGUUAAGAAAAGAAUUGACAGAAUUUAUUUAGUAUUGCAUUCUCUUAAGGCGCGGGGUCCGGCCCGGCCCGGCCGGCCCGGCUGGCCCAGGCCGGCCUGGUCCGACCCGGUCCUACCGGGUCCGGCCCGGUCCGAUCCUGUACGACGCGGCCCGCCCGGCCCGGCCGAGCUCCCGCCUCCAGGGGAGAGCUUGUAAUAUUUGUAAUACCUAUCAAAAUUGUAUUUUUGUGGCCGUCUGCAGGGUCUCUGAUAACUCGGACGGGAUCAAAGCAGUCAUUUAAAAUGAAUAUGUCAUAUUUUUAUACACGUACUGUGACUAUCUCUUUCUAAGAAGCUUUUUAUGUAUCUUUACACACAAAUAUCACAUAUCUAAUCACAAAAUGCAUUCACACGAUAUAAAAUUAGGAUAAUAUUUUGAUACAGAUAUUCACUGCAUUUCUUUUUGGUAUAACCUAGUGUUAAUUUGUGUACCCUAAUUUUGUAAGGUUGUAAGUAAUGUUUUACCGCCAUAAUGUACAGUAUGGUUCUAAGUAUGUGUACCCAGUACUACACGUGUAUUCCACUAACAUAUCAUGCAUGGGUAGUCGGGAAGCGCCGGGCGCGGCAGUGCUCAAGUGACGCGCCGGCCGCUCUGCCUGCGAGAGACUCCUUUAGGAUUUUUAUAAACAUUUUACCCUUUUAUAACAUUUAGCGAGAGCGCGUUGGCGCGCCGUAGUUGAUGUAGAGAGAGGGUAGCCAACGGAACGUCCCAACAGAACCUGCCUGCCGGUUGUGAGCUGCGCGAGGCGCCGCUGGAUCCAGACUGACUCAUUAGCUUUUGUAGUUCGACUAUAGUCACGAAAGAUGCUUUGGUUAUCGUACGGUGGCUUGGUGCUAGUUUCGUCUUGCAUUGUACGCGGAUACUCGCUUUAGUGUCUCGGACCAAUAUCUAUUUUUAACCUAUUCGUCGCUUUGUGUGUCAAAUACCUGCGAUUUUCUUGUAAUGUAAACAUAUAUAUCAUUAUUAUUAAAUCUUGUGUAUAUCGACCUGUAUAAUGGUUUAGAUUUAUCCUUGGAUUUCCUCUGUAAGAAUAGCUAACCGAACCGAUCACUAGGGAGUGUUGCGGGCGUGGCGGCGGCGCAGAACGUGUCCAAAGUUGUUUUAGGUUAGGUUUGAUGCCAAUAUUUAUUGAGAGCAGAGUCGCGCCGCCGCGCCGGCACCGUCAGAGGCUGGAUCGUUAUUGUAUUACACAUUUAUUUUUAUAAGGGCGGGCCAGUGUGAUAUCUAUACUAUGAAAUGGAUAAAUAAAUAUGUAUGAUCUGUAAAAAUGCUUA
Molecule: messenger RNA, 3792 nt
Organism: Cydia amplana
Lineage: Eukaryota; Metazoa; Arthropoda; Insecta; Lepidoptera; Tortricidae
Product: synaptic vesicle membrane protein VAT-1 homolog-like
Exons: 9
Coding region: 16-1680 (554 amino acids)
Molecular function (GO): oxidoreductase activity; zinc ion binding
Source: RefSeq, a predicted model, not a curated record